UGGCCAAGGGUGUAAGUUGGCACACAUUCUGGAUCGAAAGAGAUGAUGGGGGAAGAAGAAGAAGAAGAGUGAUGUUUAGGGUCCUGCUUCGGUUCUCAUCUGCUUUCUCAUCGUCGGUUUCAUGGUCUUCAACGUCGGUAAGUCUUCAGAAUUCACCCACAGUCUUUGCUCUUGGCGAGCUCGCCAUCAUGUACCCCGUUUCCGGCGGCUUCUACACCUACGCAACCCGCUUCAUCGACCCGUCCUUUGGCUUCGCCGUCGGCUGGAACUACUUCUCCCUCUGGUUCGUUGUCCUGCCGCUCGAGCUGACAGUCUGCUCCCUCGUCAUCCAGUACUGGAACCAGGAGAUAAGCGUCGGCGUCUGGAUCACCAUCUUCUGGGUCGCCAUCAUCCUCAUCAACAUCUUUGGGAGCAUCGGCUACGCCGAGGAAGAGUUCUGGUCUUCCGUCAUCAAGCUCGCGGCGACGGUCGUCUUCAUGAUCAUCUGCUUCGUGCUCGUGCUCGGCGGCGGCCCGUCGGACGGUCGGUAUUCCGAAUACGUGGGAGCCAAGUAUUGGCAUAAUCCGGGGGCGUUCCGCAACGGAUUCAGGGGCUUCUGCUCCGUGUUCGUCACCGCCGCCUUCUCCUUUACCGGAACGGAACUCGUCGGCCUCGCGGCGGCGGAGAGUCGCAACCCGGUCAAGUCUCUGCCCAGCUCCAUCAAGCAGGUGUUUUGGAGAAUCACCCUCUUCUACGUGCUCGGUCUCUUUUUCGUCGGCCUCUUGAUUCCUGCGGACGACCAGCGGUUGCUGUCCAGCGCGGCGUACACCGACGUCAAGGCUUCGCCGUUUGUCCUCGUCGGGCUCUACGCCGGCCUCCGCGGCUUCGACCACUUCAUGAACGCCGUCAUCCUCAUCUCCGUCAUCUCCAUCGGCGUGUCCAGCGUCUACGGCGGCUCGCGCACCCUGACGGCCAUGGCGCAGCAGGGCUACGCCCCCAAGUUCUUCACCUACAUUGAUCGCUCCGGCCGAUGCCUCCCCUCCACCAUCCUCAUGCUGCUCACCGGUCCGCUCGCCUACAUCAACCUCAGCGCCUCGGGGCCGACGGUUUUCAACUGGCUGCAGGCGCUGUCCGGUCUGGCUGUGCUCUUCGCUUGGGCCGCCAUCUGCCUGGCGCAUAUCCGUUUCCGUGCCGCCUGGGCCUACCACGGGCACUCUGUCGAGGAGAUUCCGUUCAAGGCAAUCUUUGGCGUCGUGGGAUCAUGGAUCGGGUUGAUUAUUUGCUUCAUCGUCUUUAUUGCUCAAUUUUACACAGCCAUCGCACCCCCUGGCCAAGAGGGGCUCAACGAUGUCGAGGGCUUCUUCCAGGCCUACCUCGCCCUCCCCAUUGUCCUGGCCUUUUGGAUCGGCGGAUACAUCUGGAAGCGGACUGGCUGGCUGAAGCUGGACCAGAUCGAUGUCGAUACCGGUCGUCGUGAGCUGGAUUGGGAUGAGAUUCGCGCCUAUCGGGAGUUUGUGGCAGCUCAGCCUUCUUGGAAGCGCGUUUACUAUACGCUGUUCCAGUAGUU
Trichoderma citrinoviride is the source of this 1546-nucleotide messenger RNA. Its product is annotated as amino acid transporter. Gene Ontology annotation, cellular component: membrane. Gene Ontology annotation, biological process: amino acid transmembrane transport. The transcript has 4 exons. The record is from RefSeq and is a predicted model, not a curated record. Lineage: Eukaryota; Fungi; Ascomycota; Sordariomycetes; Hypocreales; Hypocreaceae. The coding region runs from base 189 to 1544 and encodes 451 amino acids. Gene Ontology annotation, molecular function: amino acid transmembrane transporter activity.